Monopterus albus (swamp eel) is the source of this 2425-nucleotide messenger RNA. It is a transcript of the gene pdcd4b, whose product is annotated as programmed cell death 4b. The record is from RefSeq and is a predicted model, not a curated record. Gene Ontology annotation, cellular component: nucleus; cytosol. NCBI's taxonomy places the organism in Eukaryota, Metazoa, Chordata, Actinopteri, Synbranchiformes, Synbranchidae. The transcript has 12 exons. Bases 175 to 1563 code for a protein of 462 amino acids. Gene Ontology annotation, biological process: negative regulation of DNA-templated transcription.
UCAGAGAAGGAAAACAAAGACUGCGCGGCUGCUGUUGCUGGGCAGAUAAAAGCAAAACGGCGUAUUUGUGUCAGAGAGUUAAGGUUGGACGCGAGAGACAGUCGGGGUUUUUAAGCGUGUCAUUUCUUUUUUUGCACAUUGUUCUGCUGUAAAAUCUUUUUUGUACGGUUAAAGAUGGCAGCUGACUGCGAGGCCUGGCUGAACGCAAACCCCUUUGAGGCUGAGGACCUGAGUGACUCUUUUGUGUCCGGAGAUGAAGACAGUGCAGGACUGGUUCUCACCAAUAAAAACAUCACUGAGAUCAAUGGAAAUUGGCUUACGUCAUCUAGCAACAGCAUCCACGAGGCACGCCUCAAGGCGAAGGCCAAGCGGAAGCUGAGGAAGAACUCCUCCAGGGACUCUGGCAGGGGGGACUCCCUCAGUGAUAACGGGGAUGUGGUCAGGGGAACCUCGGCAGUCCCCACCAGCCCCAAGAGCAAGCUGCUGGACAGAAAGUCCCGACUGGGAAAGGGCAGAGGCCUGCCAAAGAAAGGUGGGGCUGGAGGCAAAGGUGUGUGGGGCCGAUCUGGUGAAGUGUAUGAACAAGAAGAGGUGGAUGAGAAAGACCCCAACUAUGAUGAAGCUCAGGGGAACUGUGUGUAUGAGACUGUGGUUCCUCCGCUGGAGGAGAGAGACUUUGAGAAGACAGUCACCCCCAUAGUGCAAGAGUACUUUGAACAUGGUGACACAAAUGAAGUAUCGGAGCUGCUGGCAGAGCUGAACCUGGGGCCCAUGCGGAGUGAGGUGCCCGCACUGGCUGUAUCACUGGCCCUGGAGGCCAAAUCAAGCCACCGGGAACUCACCUCCAGGCUGCUGACUGACCUGUGUGGUCCUGUUCUGUCCCACAGCGACAUGGAAAACUCAUUUGACAAAUUGCUCCGAGAACUGCCUGACCUGGUCCUAGACACACCUGGAGCUCCACAGUUGGUGGGCCAAUUCAUUGCACGUGCUGUUAGCGACCAAAUAUUGUCCAAGAGCUACAUCGAGGGCUACAAAGGCAGAGUUGACUGUGAAUACGCAAGGGCAGCACUAGACAGGGCAGCGGUGCUGCUGAAGAUGAGUAUGGGUGGCCUUCGCAUUGACACCCAGUGGGGAACAGGUGGGGGCCAGAGAUCUGUUGUACAGCUCAUCAAAGAGAUGAACCUGCUGCUGAAGGAAUACAUCCUCUCUGGAGACAGUAAGGAGGCUGAGAGAUGCCUGAGAGAUCUGGAGGUUCCUCAUUUCCACCAUGAGUUUGUUUAUGAGGCAAUAGUGAUGGUGUUGGAGUCAAAAGGAGAGAAAACAUUCAAAAUGGUUCUGCAGCUAUUCAAGAUCUUCUCCCUGUCCUCAAUCAUCACUGUGGACCAAAUGAGAAGGGGCUUUAAAAGGGUUUAUAUGGACAUUGCUGAAAUUAACAUCGACGUCCCUCGUGCAUACUUCAUUCUGGAGCAAUUUGUUGAUAAUAGCUUCAGUAUGGGAAUCAUUGAUGUAAAACUAAGAGAUCUUUGUCCCUGUCGGGGCCGGAAGAGAUUUUUCAGUGAGUGAGAUGGUGGUGUCAAACUUGAAAGCUACCGAGGAGCCCUUUUGGUACCAGACUUUCUGAAGAGGAUAAAAGCUAAAUUUUUUUUAUUUGCUUAUUUUUGAAGAUAGUUUGGUACUUUUUUUUCCUUCCCCCUUAAUGUUCCUUUCUGAAGUUGAGGUGGGCAAAAAAAACUGCACUUUUGAAACUGAAGUAAAUCACUUUUUCCAAGGUGUUUUCAAUAUAUACAUUUGCAUAAGCUAACUCUUGAAGUGCCACACCUCGGUGUCAGUCAUUCCAUGUUGUUUUGUACAGUAUUUUCUUGAUUUCACUGCCAUUCUUUGUCUUCUAGAAAGCAGUGUUUGUACAAGGCUUUAUAAACGAAUAUAAAAAUAAAGGGAGGCAUGUUGUUUCAGUGAAGAUCUGACUCCCUAAUAGCUGCUUUUUUUUUUUUUUUUAAUGCUGUGCUUGAUUUUUUUUUUUUUUUUUUACCCUUUAAAUAUCACAAAGAUGUCUACUGAAGGUAUCAAGAUGUGUACAGGGCAAAAGCAAAUACCAGUCGGUUAACUUCACAAAAUAGUGUUUAGAGUGUUUAUUUUUAUAUUUGGGGAGUACUGUUGUGUAAAAUGUACCACAUAUUGCUCCUUAUUUGUUCAUUAAAUCACUAUUAAAUAAUCAAUAUUGUUUUUGUGAAUACCACAAUAAUAGCACAAACCAUUACCAUUUAAUUCUUUGUUCUGACAGGUUACUUGCUCUGCUUUCAUUCAAAAAGAAAGAUGUUUGACAUUUUGUGUUGUGCAUUAUAGCCAAAUUACAGUGAUACAAAUAAAAAGUCAGAAGUGUAUCAGUCUUAGGAGCCAACCAUGAGGAAAAACUGGCAAGUAAAAC